CGACAAAUUCAGGUUUUGAUAUCCAUCUCUCUUCCCCCUUCCACGAGCAGAAACGGUGAACCAUGGACACCGGAGCUUCAUCGUUCGAGACCAGCGAGAUGUUGGGGACUUUCCUGGCUUCGACGACGCUGCUGAAGGAGGCGUGGAGGGUGUGCGGCACCGCGAACGCGAUGGGGCGCGGUGCCUUCGCGGCGGAGCAAGUCGGGGGCGUGGGGCACGUGGCAUUCUCGGGCGUCCAAGAGAUGCCGGUGCUCGGUUGGGAUCCGAACUACGGCAUGCUGGUGCCGCUGGAUGUAGCAGGCCAUGGGCUGUUCGAGCCGUUGAAAUGCCGUUACGACGGCGAGGAGCCGGUCAUGGUCCACUCCGGAGUGCUUCACCUCUUCCUUCAAUAUCAUUCGCGCCCCGAUUUUCAAAGCCAGAUUGACAGCUUGUUGGAAAACACCAAGUCAAUAGUGAUCACAGGCCAUUCCAUAGGAGGAUCAAUUGCCUUCCUCACAGCUCUUCGGCUCCUCUCCAAGCUCAAAUCCAUCUUCCCACCCAUCUCGGUCUUAUGCAUUGGUUUCGGCUCUCCUUUCCUUGGCAACAAGUCGCUUUCCCAAGCCAUCCUCCAAGAAAGAUGGGGCGGCAGCUUCUGCAACAUCGUGUCAACGCACGAUAUAAUGCCGAGGUUAUCUCUCGACCAAUCACUUGUUCCGACUCCCCAGUGGCAGGUCCUCGUAAGAUUCUGGUACACAUAUAUGAUGGCACCGAACUCUAUGAAUUUCGCUAACCUCCAAUUAACUGAAGAAGACAAAGCUUGGUUAUUUUCCUUCGUUGUGGCCAACAUGGAGCGCCUGGUGCAAGCAGGGGAAGGUGAGGCAGGGAGGUCGUUUUGGCCAUUUGGGAAUUACUUGUUUUGUUCAGAUGAGGGCGCCAUUUGUUUGGACAAUGUUGUAUCGAUCAACAAGAUGAUGCAUUUGAUGCUACAGACAGGUUCUCCAAAUUGUAUCAUUGAGGAGCACCUUAAGUAUGGGUGGUAUGUUGAAAGAGUGACUCAUCAGUCUUUGAAGAGAAGCUUCAUGGAAGGAGAUCUCUCUGAAUCAAGCUAUGAAGCAAGUCUUUCAUUGGCUUUGAACUCCUCAGGGACUUAUCGACAGGUAUUGAUUGCACCGAUGGCAAAAGAUUGCUUAAAGAUGACGAGGCCGAUGGGGCGCGCACCGAACCUAAAUGCCGCCGACUUAGCCAUUAGGCUAUCCAAAAUCACUCCUUAUAGGGCGGAGAUAGAGUGGUAUAAAGCUUGUUGCGAUAAGUCCGAAGAGCAAAGAGGAUACUAUGAUUCAUUCAAGCAUAGGGGGGCCUCAAGGACAGGGUCCCAUGUUAACAUGAAUCGGUACAAGCUUGCGGCCUUUUGGGACAAAGUCAUACGCAUGAUGGACGGGAAAGAGCUCCCACACGAUUUGCACAGAAGGUCCAAAUGGGUAAACGCGGCACAGUCCUACAUGCUUCUUGUGGAGCCAUUGGAUAUCGCGGAGUAUUAUCGGUCGGGGAUGCACCUUAAGAAAGGCCACUACAUAAGCAAUGGAAGAGAGAGGAGGUACGAAAUUUUCGAUCAAUGGUGGAUUGAGAGAGUUGUUACCGAGAAACUGAGCAAUAGGAGGACCAGGUAUGCAGGCUUGACCCAAGACGCUUGCUUUUGGUCAAGGGUGGAGGAAGCAAAGGAGUGGCUGGACAACAUUAGGAGCCAGAGUGACCCUAGACACCUGGCUUUUCUUUGGGAUAGACUCGAUAAGUUUGAAACUUAUGCAAUCAAGUUGGUUGAAGGAAAAGAGGUGUCUGCUGAUGUAGUGGCUAAGAAUUCAAGCUUUAGACUGUGGUUAGGAGAAUGGAGAAUAUCGAAAUCACAGAUUUAUUCCCUUAUCAGUAUCGAUUGUACAUCAAAAGGGAUAGAGGAAUGUACAAUUGACAUGGGAUCGAGCUCCCCCGCGAGCCGACAAGGGGCCGUCCCCUUCGGAUCUGGAAGCUCGGCCUCCAUGGCCAUGGAGGAGCCACCGCCUCGAGAUCUAGAGAAUCGACACCUCCAUGGCCACAGGACUUGGUGGCGAGGCUGAUAUCUCGGUAAACAUAUGUUGCGAUCUAAUGUGAAGCCAACAAAUGGGACAUGUGGGAGACAGAAAAUUUAAAUCUGAGAUAGAGGACCAGCACCCUUAAAGUUGCCCAGCCAGCAAUAAACUUCUCAUUUCUCAGUUUGUGUCAGAAUUAGUUCCAUAGCUUCCCUUUUCCGACAAGGAUUUAAUUUGGAUCCCGCAUAUGUUUCUUUGACUUUGUACACCACUCGACUGGGGAUUAAUUCGUCAAUCUAGUGUUAUCUUACAAUAGA
Syzygium oleosum is the source of this 2356-nucleotide messenger RNA. RefSeq names its product lipase-like PAD4. The record is from RefSeq and is a predicted model, not a curated record. Gene Ontology annotation, biological process: lipid metabolic process. Bases 63 to 2087 code for a protein of 674 amino acids. Lineage: Eukaryota; Viridiplantae; Streptophyta; Magnoliopsida; Myrtales; Myrtaceae. The transcript is spliced from 4 exons.